Medioppia subpectinata is the source of this 952-nucleotide messenger RNA. The record is from the annotation of a GenBank genome assembly. NCBI's taxonomy places the organism in Eukaryota, Metazoa, Arthropoda, Arachnida, Sarcoptiformes, Oppiidae.
UCAAAAACAAAACACAAUUAAUAAUUUAUAUUAAAACUUAUAAUCAAUAGUAAUAAAUAGUUUUUUCAAAAAUGAUUAAAAUUAAUGUAUUCGGAGAGUUAUUGGUAUUGAUGUGUAUUUCAAUCACAUAUGUAUGGAGUGAUUGUACCAUUUCUAUGGAGGCCGCAGACAAAUGCGGCAUGAAAUCAAUGAUUUUUGGGAACCGGGAUAUGAAUGCCCCGACAAACGACGCCGAAUUGGACGGCUUUUGCGCUCAGCUCCGAAAGAACGGCAAAUGUGUUUCAGAUUUCAACGACCGGUGCCUUAAGGGAAACAUUCAGUUGGCCAUCAAAAUAGCGCUCAAAAAUGGCGAGAAGUUUGUGGACAAGCGGUGCAACGCCGGCAAAGAUCGCACAGAAUUCCUCACUCAUAUGAAGUGUUUGUCGCCGAAGGAGAAGUUGGAGCCCUUCCACCUCUGCUCCGACAAACAUCUCGUUAUGUUAAGCAAACUGAAAGAAGUGCCAAAAGGCGAUCGCAUCGCCUCUCUCUGCUGUAUCACUCAUCUCUCGCAGGACUGUCUCCGACAGAAGUUUAAGGCCAUCUGCAGCGAAGACACCGCCAGUUAUUGGGACGACUCCUGGAAUGAACUCGUGGAAGAGAAUAUGCAGUUUGCCUGCUCCAACUUUCCCAAUUUGGCCAAAUGUGACUCUGAUAUGGACGCCAAGGUAUGGCAGAUGAUCAAAGACGUGGCCGCCACCGAUGACGCCUCGAUUCUCGCACAAAGACAUAAAUUCAAGUCUGAGAUCUCGACAGCCAUGGAGUUAAUGGAAAUGUUUGAAUAAAUUGAUUCAUUCUAUGGUUGGCAUAAUCUCUCAUCAAUUUGCUUAAUGUUUGAUUAUAUCUAACUUUUAUUUUAUGGUUAAUUAAUAAUUUCUGAACUAACGCACUAUAUGUGGGCACAAUUUGUUAUAUU